Molecule: messenger RNA, 4533 nt
Organism: Hymenoscyphus albidus
Lineage: Eukaryota; Fungi; Ascomycota; Leotiomycetes; Helotiales; Helotiaceae
Source: the annotation of a GenBank genome assembly
UCUGUUUGCUUUGCCCCACCCGUAGACUCUAAAGAUAACGUCGAGUCUCCGAAGGUCUCACCUUAUGUUGAGAGAGUUUGUGCAAGUAUGAGAAAAGUAUAGGGAUAUCCCCAUAAAUCGUGAAGAUUUUGAUAGAAUGGUGCCUGAAAAAAAAAGGAAAAUAUAGCAAUGACUCUGCUUGAAAAAAGGAGAGAUUUUUCUGUUGUUUCCGGCACAGACUAACCGCUGUAGGUAGUAGGAACCUUUGUACGAAGCAUCAAUCCGAUAGCGCUGGUGGCCCCGUGCUUAGGGUUUGUUGGUGUGUUGAGCCGAAGUAUGAAGUUUGCACUCUAGUGGUGCAUUAGGAUGGCGUGCGGGUUCUUCAUUGCGGGAGGGAUGCUGGGCAAUUGCUAGUCUAGUUCCUGGACACGCACUUGCGCUAUGGUAAUAAUAUGUUUUUGAAAGGGACGAAGAUCGGUGAUUGCCUAACACUCGGUACUCUGUACUGUACUCGUACCUCCCUCCGUACAGCUCUGGGAUAUAUUGCCCAGACUUCCCCGCUCGACUGGUGGUGGUAGUGAGUCCUGAGUUCUGAGUUCUGGGUUCGAAGUUCAGAGUUCAACUGAAGUCGUUGGUAAAGUACCUGCCAACGGGAGUUCGUACGCGUACGCUACAAUGAUCGAGGUAGAGAUUCAGGUUGAGGGGGAGAAGGAGAGGGAGAGGGAGAGGGAGAAGGAGGACGAGACGGAUGCCAUGGAGCCGCCGGAGCGAGUGUCUUGUCUGCCAACUUAUCGCCCUCAGGAUUUCAAGCUGGUCGAGGUCGACGAGGAAAGUGAGGAGAGAGUGCGAUUGCUGCACAGACUGCCAAACCCCGUGAAUCAACUCCUUCUUGCGCCUCCAGCUGCGAAUAAUCCCAAUAGCCGGAAUCCUCCCCUUACUGGUACCGGUACCCUAUUGCCGCAGACUCAGACUCAGAAUCAGGCUCAGACACAGACUCAAAUACAGGUACAGAUACAGGCACAGGUACAGGCACAAGUGCAGGAUGAGGAGCGUUGCCGGUCUGAUUCGAGCCAAAGCAAAAGCCAGAGCCCGCGCCAGAGCCAGUCAGCGACCACCACACCACCCAAAUCUAGCGAUUUGCUGGUGUUGCCUCAACUAGCAGCACCAGCACCUCUACCUGCCAGCCACGACCGCACCAACCCCAAUACCUGUACCAACCAGACUCAACACCAACACCAAAACCUCCACCUCCACCCCUCUCGUCCUCGUCCUCGUCCCCAUCCGCACCUUCGAACUCACUCAACCCACGCCGAACGAACGAAGAUCGCCCCCCCUGACGCAUUGCAACUUCAGCGCUCGCUCAGCGUCCCUUCUUCCCUGUCGCAAAUCGCGACCGCCGCCAAACCCGCUUUUGCGUCGGCCAGCCAGGUCCUUCCUGGCAGCACCACAAGCAAAGCCAAACCACCCACGAAACAAGCACGGUCGUCACAUCGCAGGAAUAAUGGUCUAGAGAGAGGUCCGCCACCUGCAAUGCUCACGCAAGGUUCCUACAAGCUGGAGAUUGACACUACUUCAACCACCGACGACUGGGUUGCAUCACAACAAAUCACUCCUUCACCAAAACCCCUGACCUCCAAAUCGCAACCACCACCGAGCCCUGCCCAGCCAACAUCUGCGAGGUCCUUCGACAGCGCCGGCUCACGACCCCUGAUUAAGCCCAUUCGCGGCUUCAAACCAUCUUCGCGCAAAAGCUCGGAAAUGGCUUUGCGCCGAUCCUCACAAGAUGCCGAAGGUGCGCUGAGAGCGCUGGAAGGAUACAGACUUUCACGACGGAUUUCCGAUCCAUCAGAUACACUCGCCAGCGACGACAGCGACAUGUUUUUGAGAGCCGCUCGUGAGCAGGAGGAGGAGGAAUCACCAAGACAAGUCAAUGGACGCCGAGAAGCAUUGACUCGGCUGGACAGCAGAAGGGUAAGCGAUACAGGAUGGCCUCGAUUGGAGCCCCAUCAUUCAAUUCAUCCGGUAUGAAUGUACCAGCAAGAAGCUUUGCUAACAUCUCACUCAGCCCUCCCGAAUUGGCCAACGUGCGUCACUGAUGCCACCUAGUCAUCUAUACCAGCCCUCACUAUCUCGCCGCAACGGAUCCGAUCAAGAGUCGACUGUCUCUCGCUCUACGGAAGAACGACCAAGCGGAAAUGGAAGAGUUGGACAAGUUCUUACAUAUCGCCCUUCUGAGAGGUCAGACAGGGAUCGUAUGCCCCCUUCCGCACUAGACGACAUCAACAAGAGUCGAUUCCAUGGAUCAUACAUCCGUUCCAGCCCAACCACACCACGGGCUCCAACGUCUAGAGAGAUGUCUCUGUCUCCAGAAUCACCGGCAUUCCAAGGACGGAGAGGAUCGUACCCCGACCCCGCUUCAGUACUACCAUCACGUCAACCCACAUACCGCCAAUCGAAUUUAUCAUAUGCCGCGCAUCGUAACCAGAGUACCUCACCACUCGUUUCGCGUGUGACAGACACGCAAGAAACACAUGCGACUGAGACAGGUCGUACGGCUGAAGGUACUGAGUCAAGCGUGUCUACCACAGCACCAUCAACGGUGUGGGACGAAUUGGAAGACCUCAAAUCACGCAUAAACCGACUCGAGCUCACACGAAAACUUCCAGCUACAUCUGGUGCUGCUAUGUCUCGUGUGUCCAACGACAGACCGCCAACAGCAACAACUACAGUUACUACAAUGUCCACUUCUCCAAAACAACGAGCUCGUGGUAACAGCGUAUCACCAAUCGAUGGCAAGGGCACAGAGCCUCCUGAAUUGCACCCAUUGUUACACUCCGCACUUGCCAAAUCGAAACCCUUGCUUUCACCGGAAAUUUACAGCGCUUUGGAGGCCACAGCAGCUGAUGCUCUGACCAUUGCUGCAAUGAUGGGCACAUCUGGUCAGCCGGGUCCAAUUUCAAGUGCCCAGUCAACGAUAGAUCGCCCAAUGUCCAAUGUCUCGGAUCGCCAAGUACGACGAAAGGUAGACAGCAUGUGCCGUGGCUUAACAGAGUUGUGUUUGGCUUUGUGUGACGGGAAGCUUGAGGCUUCCUCUCAAAUUACCCUGAGGCCGGGAAGUCGAGAUGCGGAUAUAGUAAUUCCUAGUGUCGAGCAACCCGUCGUUCCACCGAUUAACACAAAUCUGGCAAGAGUAAAGGCCAGUCCGAGAGCUCUCAGUUCCCUGGAGGCUAGGAGGAGUACCCUUCUCAACAUGCCUGCUCUACCAAGUCCAAGAUACACUCCAUCGGAAAGUGGAACUCCAACUCAAGCCAACAUGGCUGGACGACGGAGCUCUUUGUUAGUUAUCCGAAAUCGCCGAGGACAUACCGAGGAACCAGAGGAGAAGGAGGAUAUCCGAAUUCGCGCCCCUUCGAGAGCUUUCACGGACAUGGGUCGCUUCAAGAACCUUCCACCAAGAGAACCUGUUCAGCAGGACCCCCCGCCAGAGAGGGCCCCAACCGUUCAAUCUUGCCUGCCCGUUAGAAGACAUAUAGCAACAUCAAGUCUCACAAAUUCUACACCAACUCCAGCAGCCACCCCAGCUAGCCGAAAAUACCUUGAUCGACCAGCAGCGGAAUUGAACGGCCCUAUCAAUAGAUUAGCGGAGCAGCGAAAAUCGGGGUUUGGCGUUGGGAGAGCCAACAGUCUUAUUAUCAAUCGACGUCUGCGACCAUCAAGCACUAAUGACUCAUCCAUUGUCGGUCAAUAUCAAUGAAUUAAGGGAUGCAGAAUACUACACUUGUAACAACAAAAUCACAUUAUUGGAGUUUGGGGAAAUGUCAAUCUGGGGGAUUGACACAGGAAUUGUCUUUUGUCUUUUAUUUUUGUGUACGGCUCGAUUUUUGCUACACACGGUACUUACUGGAAAAAGGAGCAUUUUCGAGAUACCCCCCAACCAUCCCCUCAAAACAUGGCGCCGAGACGCAGGCAUGCAAAUAAAUAAAAGGGAAAUAUGGAUUUUUUUACACUGGUUUGAUUGUUUUCAGGAGCACAUGGGGGAGCAGUGUGCGGGAGAGGGCAAAAGUGAGAGGAAAAGAAGAGAGAUGGAUAUGAUGGAAUAGAUGAACGGCAAAAGGGGCGGUUCCGAUCCUGAAUGUCGAGAGCUUCGAUGAUGAAUACUGCCUUUUUCAAGAUACUCUCCUUUCUUUACACGGGCGUGGAUUCCUUUUUUUUCCAUUCUUGUUACUUUGCUGCCAACGCGUUCCAUUUGUUCUUUUCAGCCAUGUUUAUAUAUAUUAGCUACUGCUCUACUACUAUUCUUUGGGUAGACAUAUAGGGGCUCUUUUUGUCGCGUCUCUUGCUGGGGUGGAGGUAUUCAAGGAUAUUGAAGGGGUUGGUUGGCAAACUUUACUUGAAAGCUUUGGGAUGAGAGAGGGAGGGGGGAAGAGAGUGUGCGGAUUGGUGUGAAUUGGUGCUAUUGGCGGAGGCGUUUUUUUACAGGGUGGAUGUUCAAGCAUACAGUACAUACUUCUUUUUUUUAGUUUAUAAAUAAUUUCUCUUCUGUGUUUUGAUACA